AUGUCUAGUCAUUCCGAAGAUACAGGGCAAAAAGUGCAAGAUUUUCAAAAAUUAGAAAGAGAAGCAAGAAUUUGUCGAAAACUUCAACAUCCAAAUAUAGAUUUUCAAAAAUUAGAAAGAGAAGCAAGAAUUUGUCGAAAACUUCAACAUCCAAAUAUAGAUUUUCAAAAAUUAGAAAGAGAAGCAAGAAUUUGUCGAAAACUUCAACAUCCAAAUAUAGUACGACUACAUGACAGCAUUCAAGAGGAAAAUUUUCACUACCUAGUAUUCGAUCUAGUAACCGGUGGAGAACUUUUCGAAGAUAUAGUGGCGCGCGAAUUCUAUUCAGAAGCUGACGCGUCGCACUGCAUUCAGCAAAUAUUGGAGUCAGUCAAUCACUGCCAUCAAAACGGUGUUGUUCAUCGAGAUUUAAAGCCCGAGAAUCUGCUUUUAGCGAGCAAAGCAAAAGGCGCAGCCGUCAAAUUAGCAGAUUUCGGCCUGGCAAUCGAAGUUCAAGGUGAACAACAAGCGUGGUUCGGUUUCGCCGGAACGCCUGGUUAUCUAUCACCAGAAGUGCUCAAGAAGGAACCCUAUGGCAAACCUGUAGACAUUUGGGCUUGCGGGGUUAUACUCUACAUUCUUCUAGUCGGUUACCCACCAUUUUGGGAUGAGGAUCAACAUCGGUUAUAUGCACAAAUCAAAGCAGGAGCUUAUGAUUAUCCAUCGCCUGAAUGGGAUACCGUCACGCCGGAGGCGAAGAAUCUAAUCAACCAGAUGUUGACCGUCAACCCUGGAAAACGCAUCACUGCCGCCGAAGCGCUCAAACACCCAUGGAUUUGCCAAAGAGAAAGAGUUGCAUCAGUCGUCCACAGACAGGAGACGGUGGAUUGCUUGAAGAAAUUCAACGCAAGGCGCAAAUUAAAGGGUGCUAUCCUCACAACGAUGUUGGCUACUAGAAAUUUCUCAAAUUGCGGUCGAAGUAUCAUAACGAAAAAGGGCGAUGGAUCACAAGUUAAGGAAUCCACGGAUUCUAGCACAACUUUAGAAGAUGAUGACGUUAAAGAGGAUAAAAAAGGAGGCGUCGACAGGAGCUCUACUGUCAUUGCUAAAGAUCCCGAAGUGGUUGGCAACCGUCCCUCCGGCGCGGCCGUCGUCCCCUCCAGCAGCGCGGGCGGAACAUGUUUCGGUGCUGCCGUAGCAGCCUUGGCCGCCGUACAGACGCCGACCGCGGCCGUGCCCGCGGCGCCCGCUGCGAUAUCGUUAGGCGAUGCCUUGGUGCGAGGUCUUCAAGGUACCCCCGAGUCGAAAUACGACACAAUAGCGCGGCGCGCUUUUGUCCAGGAUAAAAAAGGAGGCGUCGACAGGAGCUCUACUGUCAUUGCUAAAGAUCCCGAAGAAUUAAGGAUUGUGUGCCCGAGCAAGACUUGUUCCCAACUGUCUACUAAUUCUCAGUGCUCAGCUCGGCGCCAAGAAAUUGUCAAAAUGACGGAGCAACUGAUCGAAGCUAUUAACAACGGUGAUUUCGACGCUUACACCAAAAUCUGUGAUCCUCAUCUGACGGCAUUCGAGCCUGAAGCGCUAGGCAAUUUAGUUGAAGGAAUGGACUUCCACAAAUUCUAUUUCGAGAACGUCCUGGGCAAGAAUUGUAAAGCUGUGAACACGACCAUACUGAAUCCGCAUGUGCACCUCCUGGGCGACGACGCCGCUUGCAUCGCCUAUGUGCGACUGACGCAGUACAUCGAUAAACAAGGGCAAGCGCACAGCCAACAGUCGGAAGAAACGCGAGUGUGGCAUAAACGUGACAGUAAAUGGCAGAACGUGCAUUUUCACCGCAGCGGAACGGGAUCCUCCGGAACGGGACAGUUUGACUAUGCCCAUAAGUAAACUCCGCGAAACAAAUGCUACUUCGAGCGCAGUCGCGGCUGUUCUCCACUAAAAGUGUAUUAAUAAUAAUUAAAAAAUUCUAGUUUAAUGAUAAAUAUAUAAAGAUAUUUUAUCUCUUUGAUAGGAUGACCAUACAAAAAAUAUUUAUGAAUUAACUUCGUACAUAAAAUAUUCCAAUGGAAUUAGAUUGAGAUGAAUGGAUAGAGCAAAAAUAGACGUCAGAACAGAAAAUACACGAGUACGAAAAAGCUUAGUUAGUGUCUCUCUCUGAAGAGAAUGUCACGCGCGUUUUUUAUUCACUUUAGAAUCUGAACGGAGAUAUCGAAACUGCAUUACUAGUCCAAGAAAUAUAGCCAAAAAUUUGUAUUUAUUUGUUUUAUACAUAGAGAAUUUUUGAUCACUGAUCUUUGCCAAUGACCCAGUUAACCAGGCGCAAUUGUGAUCGGGAACUCGAUGUAUUUUAUAUGUGAGUUAAGACUUUUUGAAAUAUAUCAUAUAAAAUAAAGGUCCAAAACGCUUAUUUCUGUGGGCCGCGAGGUUAAAAGUGAGCAAACUGUAAGAGAUUUAAUACGUUACACGGAAAUAACAUAUAUCAAAUUUUUAAUUAAUUGUAACGAUGUAUUAAAUAAGCCAUAUUAACUCGUAGAUGCAAAGACGUAGCUUUUAUUUGCACGCGAUCGAGAUUCAAAGAAAUAUUAUUUUAUAUUAGUAUAUUUUUAUUUAUCAAGUUUAAUCAAAUAUGCCAUAAUGGAUCAGCGUAAUAAAUUUUAUAAUAUUUUUUCUUUUGUAACCAAUAUACAGUUAACUCUUUUGCUACGGCAGUGUUCUCCCUGAUACUGCUGUACAGAAAAGCAAACCGCCCAGCUGUACAUAUUUCCAUAUUUUUCAAUAAUGAUCAAUAAAAAUGUAUUUCAAAUUUAAAAAUUGCACACCUAAAGAACUAAAAAUUACAAUAACAUAUUAGAAUUCCCAAUAACUCAACUUUGAGUGAUAAAUCUUAAAAAAAGGGUUGUCACACUGGAUGUCGUCCAGUAAUAAUAGUUGUGUCCACUCGUACACAAGGUAGUCAUGUGGAUGUUGCCUAAAGGCAAAGCUGGUAGCAAAAGGGUUAGUACGCAAAGUACUCACAAGUUUUACUCAUUUCAUACUUAGAUUUUAUAUGGCAUCGCUUGAUUAAAUCGUUCAUCAUACAUGUAAUUGCUAUACGUAUACCCAUAGUGCCAUAUAUUACGGAUUUUUUUUAUAAAAACCAACACAGUUAAAAAUUGAUUAUUAGUUUUGGCAUGAUUCUCAUACAUUUUCCCAGGAACGAUAAAGUAUUUGGACAUUUAGAUUUGCAUAAUUCAAAAAAUGGACUUUUCAGUGGUUGAAUAUCGUCAGUUUCGUUUCACCGGAACCAGUAUGCGCAAUUAGUGACCAUUCGUCUCUUAGAUAGCUAAAUGAUUCGUAUAUUAUAUACAUACACUUAACUAUAUUGAUAUAUAAUAUAUCAAAAGUAUAAAAAUUGACUUG
Molecule: messenger RNA, 3375 nt
Organism: Ctenocephalides felis (cat flea)
Lineage: Eukaryota; Metazoa; Arthropoda; Insecta; Siphonaptera; Pulicidae
Product: calcium/calmodulin-dependent protein kinase type II alpha chain-like
Exons: 22
Coding region: 1-1863 (620 amino acids)
Biological process (GO): protein phosphorylation
Cellular component (GO): cytoplasm; neuron projection
Molecular function (GO): ATP binding; calcium/calmodulin-dependent protein kinase activity; calmodulin binding
Source: RefSeq, a predicted model, not a curated record